AUGAAUGAUGUGACUCUUUGUUGUAGAUGGUACGGCUACGAGAAGGACCACAACAUCCUCGUGAUGGACCUGCUGGGUCCAUCACUCGAGGACCUCUUCAACUUCUGCUCGCGCCAGUUCACGAUCAAGACUGUGCUUAUGCUUGCAGACCAGAUGCUCGGGCGCGUGGAGUUCAUCCAUUGCAAGUGCUUCAUCCACCGGGACAUCAAGCCGGACAACUUCCUCAUGGGAAUCGGCCGCCACUGCAACAAGCUCUACAUGAUCGACUUCGGGCUCGCCAAGAAGUUCCGCGACUUGCGCACGCGCGCGCAUAUUUCGUACCGCGAGGACAAGAACUUGACCGGCACGGCGCGUUACGCAUCAAUCAACGCGCACCUCGGCAUCGAGCAAUCGCGGCGGGACGACAUGGAGUCACUCGGCUACGUACUUAUGUAUUUUAAUAGAGGAUCGCUGCCGUGGCAAGGGUUGAAGGCCAUCACGAAGAAACAGAAGUACGAGCGGAUUAGCGAGAAAAAGAUGUCUACACCUGUCGAGGUGCUGUGUAAGGGAUUCCCGGCCGAGUUUGCCAUGUAUUUAAAUUACUGCCGCGGGCUAACCUUCGACGAAGCCCCUGACUACAUGUACCUAAGACAGCUGUUCCGCAUCCUGUUCCGCACGAUGAACUACCAGUACGACUACACGUUCGACUGGACCAUCCUGCGGCAGCGCAAGCAGCACAUGGAAGCCGGCGCCGCGCCGCCCGACCGCCGCUCGCCGUCCGUCCAGCGGCGCGCCGCCCAGCAGCCGCCGCAGCCGCCGCCCAACAACGAGGUGAAGUCGGUGCACGCGACCAACGAGUCGGCGGCCAACAAGCCGGCCGUCAAAGGACACCAAUCCUGAAAGAGAUUACGACGUUCGGCAGCAAGCGGUGCUCCGGCGAAGAAGCGAGCGCGAUAGCGGCGUGUGUGUGUGUGUGUGUGUGUGCAGUGGCGGCGUAGCAUGGGUUGGCACCCGGGGCGAUCACCCCCCUCCCCCCUGUCAUAAGUCCUAAGGCACCCCCUGGUACCCCCC
This is a messenger RNA of Ostrinia furnacalis (Asian corn borer), 1050 nucleotides long. RefSeq names its product casein kinase I alpha (gene CKIalpha). Lineage: Eukaryota; Metazoa; Arthropoda; Insecta; Lepidoptera; Crambidae. The transcript has 8 exons. Gene Ontology annotation, biological process: protein phosphorylation. Gene Ontology annotation, molecular function: ATP binding; protein kinase activity. The coding region runs from base 1 to 879 and encodes 292 amino acids. The record is from RefSeq and is a predicted model, not a curated record.